Messenger RNA from Saprolegnia diclina VS20, 1281 nucleotides. RefSeq names its product homoserine kinase. Lineage: Eukaryota; Oomycota; Saprolegniomycetes; Saprolegniales; Saprolegniaceae. Gene Ontology annotation, biological process: L-threonine metabolic process. The transcript is spliced from 4 exons. Gene Ontology annotation, molecular function: homoserine kinase activity; ATP binding. The record is from RefSeq and is a predicted model, not a curated record. Bases 68 to 1228 code for a protein of 386 amino acids.
ACAAAAAUCUUCCUGCGCUUGUCACUUCAAGGUGAGCAACUGACCACCCGAUCCACCAGAACCCAAGAUGCUUCCGGACGUUGCUACGAAGCUCGCCGCUGCUGCGCUCUGCACUGCGCUCGUCUACUACGUCGGCGCCAAGAAGGCGGCGCCCAAGCCCAAGCCUACGGCAGUGCCCCGCCAAGCGACCUCGGCGACGGGCAGCGGCUUUGGACCCAAGGAUUCCGUCACGGUCCGAGUGCCGGCGACGACCGCCAACUUGGGCCCGGGCUUUGACUCGAUCGGCAUGGCGCUCGACAUCUGGAACGAGCUCACAGUCGAGCGGGCGGCUACCUUUUCGUUUACGAACGAAGGCGAGGGCGCGGGCGUGCUCCCGACCGACGAGACCAACCUCAUCGUCGUCGGCCUCAAGGCUGCGUUCGAGGCCGCGGGCCAACCGAUGCCAACGCUGCGCAUCCACUGCCGCAACCGUAUUCCCUUUGCGCGUGGCCUCGGAAGCAGCUCGGCAGGGAUCGUUGCUGGUAUCAUUGCCGGUCUUGUCAUCGCCGGCCACGAGCUCUCGGUGCACGGCAAGGAAGAGCUCUUGCAGAUCGCGGCGGGCAUUGAAGGCCAUCCCGACAACGUUGCGCCUUGCAUCUAUGGCGGCCUUCAGCUCGGUAUCUUUACCGACGACCGGUGGUACUCGUCGCGCGUCCAGAUCCCGGAUGGGAUGCAAUGCGUGCUCUUCAUUCCCGAGACGACGGGUAAGACGAGCGCAGCCCGCGCGAUCCUCCCCGAGAAGAUUGACCGCAGCGACGCCGUGUACAACAUUGGUCGUGCGGCGAUCCUCGUGAACGCCUUCCAGUCUGGAAACCUUCCGGAGCUGCGCCACGCGGUCCAGGAUCGCUUGCACCAGCCCCAGCGUGGCGCCGCGCAGUACCGCCACCUCUUUCCGCUGAUUGACGCGGCGCUCGAAGCCGGCGCGCACGGCUGCUUCCUCAGCGGCGCGGGCCCGAGCGUCCUCGCGAUCACGUCCGGUCUCUCGGGCGACAUCUUUACGCAGGUCGCGCGCGAGCGUGCCGAGACCAAGGUCGCCGACGCCAUGCGCGACGCAGCCGCCCAGGUCGGCGUCAAGGGCUGCGUCUUCAUCACCAACCCCGAACACCGCGGUGCGCACAUCGUCAAGGUCCACCCCAAGAUCUCGGACCACAUGGUCGCGCGCUACGAAGGCGACAUCACCGACUUGUAAGAAGAUAAUGUCCCGUGUACUCUACCUAAUAAAGCAUCGUUCGCUCAUGCACA